This is a messenger RNA of Parastagonospora nodorum SN15, 1617 nucleotides long. RefSeq lists its product as hypothetical. Gene Ontology annotation, biological process: DNA-templated transcription. Bases 1 to 1617 code for a protein of 538 amino acids. The record is from RefSeq and is a predicted model, not a curated record. Lineage: Eukaryota; Fungi; Ascomycota; Dothideomycetes; Pleosporales; Phaeosphaeriaceae. Gene Ontology annotation, molecular function: DNA binding; zinc ion binding. The transcript has 2 exons.
AUGUCACUUGCUCUGCUGUUUCCGUUUCUGCAGAUGAAGAAUUUGAACGACAUCAUCUACGAUGCAUACUACAACCCAGGAGGAUGCGGCUCUACUCGAAGAAUGCUUGCGUAUGGCAUAAUACACAUCAUCGUCGAAGAGUACGCCAUUUACCCCCUAGAAGGGAUGAACAAGGAAGAUAACAUGACCUACGUCAGCCAGUGUAAACUUCAAAUGGAGGUCGCAGUGAGCCAGCUCGAUAUCUUCAUGGUCGCGAGCUACGAAAACAUCAUGGCUUUGAUGUUAGGCGGCGCAUGGGCUGUUGAGAUGAGCCGACCGUCGCUUACAUCUGUAAUGGUUGGCACAGCGGCAAGGCUCUGCCAGACUUUAGGAUAUCACCGAUACACGACCUAUGCCAACGACACCGAAGAGGACCGGAACAGCAAGCUGCAUAUAUUCUGGAUGAUAUAUAUGUUUGACAAGACCAUGUCGCUUCGGCUAGGUCGGGCAAGUUUCAUCCAGGACUAUGAUAUUUCUCUGCCGUUCUUCGGUGAUAGCCAGCCAUCACCGGGGAGUCCUGACUCGAAGCUGAUGCUCUCAUACUGGUGCAAAGUUGCGCGAGUGCAAGGCCAAACAUAUGAGAAGCUGUUCAGUCCGGCAGCCUUUCUUAGAACUGCAGAAGAACGAACCCAGACAGCAAUCGAACUGGUGAAAGCAAUGAAUCAAGCAUGGUAUGAGCGAGGAGAUGCCCGAGUUUCAGACAUGCCAAAUGGACACUGUAUUUCAGACGUUCAAGACCAGCAUGCAACCACCAACUUCACUGGUCCUAACGAGACAGAGCUGCCAUCGAAGCGCAAGCGCGGUGCGUCGCAAUCGCCUGCUGUCGGCAAGAGCCAGAAGGGUACACUAGCAGAACUGGAGGACGUGUUCUUCUACUCGGACGUCGUUAUGCACUACUCAACCUGCUCGUUGAUACAGAGAGCAGUCAGUCCAGAUAACGUCACCUUCAAUGAUGAAUGCUUGGAAUCAGCCCGGGCGGCUCUUGUGGCCCACAUGCGGUGCAACGACCGGUUUAAUGUUGCUGGAAAUGAAUACCUCUGCUUCAUUGUGAUCGUCUGUAACCUCAUCCAGAACACAGAUUUCACAGAUGUACCAUCUCUCGAGGACUUUGUGAAGAGUCUUGAGGCUUGCCGCUCCCUCUCGGAAGGUGCGGACAAGCUGUACAAGAUGUGCAAUCUUUUCCUCCGAGUUGCAAAACUGUACUUGCAAGCCAAGUCGCAAGAUAAUACUACCUUGUCGCAAACCUUCUCACAGAGCCAGCCAAGCUACUACAAUUCCGCGGAUGGAUCUCAGUUCGACCCCAACUACAUGACAGACUUUGACCCUUAUCUGAGCGCGUUGGGUCUCAUGCCAAAUUCAGCUUGGCCAAUGUCGAACUACGGGACCGCACAAGCAGAAGGCUUCGAAACCUACACACAGAGCCAGAAUGUGGGUGGGGUGACUGGUUUGGAAGUUCCCGGCAUGGGGCUUCCCGGCGGAGGCCAGCACCCGGUCCAAGACUGGUUUUCAGGUUCAAGAUACCUGAUGGGUAGGAUGGAAGCCGGCGAUGAUUUGCAGAUGCCGGAUCUUGAUCUUUGA